Messenger RNA from Cucurbita moschata (crookneck pumpkin), 1308 nucleotides. Its product is annotated as type III polyketide synthase B-like. Bases 33 to 1226 code for a protein of 397 amino acids. The transcript has 3 exons. NCBI's taxonomy places the organism in Eukaryota, Viridiplantae, Streptophyta, Magnoliopsida, Cucurbitales, Cucurbitaceae. Gene Ontology annotation, biological process: polyketide biosynthetic process. The record is from RefSeq and is a predicted model, not a curated record. Gene Ontology annotation, molecular function: acyltransferase activity, transferring groups other than amino-acyl groups.
UUUGAUUCCCAAGUUUCUUUGGAAAGUUCAAAAUGAAAGAUAUGAAAAACAUAAAUGGGGCACAAGGAGCUUACAUGGGAAAGGCCAGCUCUGGUAGAGCUACGAUUUUGGCACUUGGGAAGGCCUUCCCUCCCCAACUUGUCCCUCAAGACUACCUGGUCGAUGGCUAUUUCAAGGAUACGAGCUGCGAUGAUUUAGACCUCAAGCAAAAGCUCACCCGACUCUGCAAGACGACAACAGUCAAAACCAGAUACGUGGUGAUGUCAGAAGAGAUACUGAAGAAGUACCCAGAGCUAGCAAUGGAAGGCCAAGCAACCAUAAAGCAGAGACUGGAGAUAUGCAACAAAGCUGUGACAGACAUGGCCAUUGAAGCCUCACAAGCUGCCAUUAAGAACUGGGGAAGACCAGUUUCAGACAUUACCCACUUAGUCUAUGUAUCUUCAAGUGAAGCUCGCCUACCUGGUGGCGAUCUCUUCCUAGCGAAGGGCCUUGGGCUCAGCCCUCACACCCAGAGACUCAUGCUUUACUUCAUGGGUUGCUCUGGAGGCGUGGCAGGCCUUAGAGUCGCCAAAGACUUAGCUGAAAACAACCCCGGAAGCCGAGUUCUGCUUGUCACCUCUGAAACCACCAUUAUUGGCUACAAGCCACCGAGUGCAAAUCGGCCAUACGAUCUGGUAGGCGUGGCCUUAUUUGGGGAUGGUGCAGGGGCGAUGCUAAUUGGCACAGACCCUGUUUUCGGCAUUGAACGGCCACUCUUUGAGCUCCACACAGCAACCCAGAAAUUCAUUCCAAACACCCAGAACAUAAUCGACGGGAGACUGUCGGAGGAGGGUAUUAGCUUCACAAUAGCAAGAGAUCUCCCUCAGAUAAUCGAAGAUAACAUCGAAAAUUUCUGUGAGGCAUUUCUUCAAACACUUGGGCUGCAAGAAAAAGAAUACAACAAAAUGUUCUGGGCAGUACAUCCAGGAGGGCCAGCGAUACUGAGCAGGUUAGAGAAGAGACUCGAAUUGUUACCUGAGAAGCUGACGGCAAGCCGGCGAGCUCUGAUGGACUAUGGAAAUGCGAGCAGUAACACGAUCGUGUACGUACUGGAAUACAUGGUGGAAGAAAGCUUGAAGAAGAAGAUGGGCGGUGGGGAAACUGAGGAAUGGGGAUUGAUUCUGGCAUUUGGACCUGGGAUUUCGUUUGAAGGGAUUCUGACGAGGAAUCUUGCCGUCGGAGCAUAAUUUUCGUCUGGAUUAUCAGUCUGAAAAUUUCGAUUUCUGUUAUACGCUGCUUUCAGAAAGGUUAAUGGAAUGAUUCGUUUGA